Messenger RNA from Hemicordylus capensis (graceful crag lizard), 1103 nucleotides. Its product is annotated as proline-rich proteoglycan 2-like. The coding region runs from base 60 to 836 and encodes 258 amino acids. The transcript has 25 exons. Lineage: Eukaryota; Metazoa; Chordata; Lepidosauria; Squamata; Cordylidae. The record is from RefSeq and is a predicted model, not a curated record.
AGUGUUCAGACAGAGGAGAUUCCACACAGCUGGGAAGGAAGUAUCGAAAACCCAGCAACAUGAAGCUCUCCAUGGCAGUCGCCGUUAUCUUGGCCUCCGUGCUUUGCACAAGGGAGACGGGCGCACAGGGGUAUUAUGGUAUUCCAGGCAGUGUCGGUUUUGGUGGUCCUCCUGGCCCAGGUGGUCCCGCAUUUGGUGGUCCUGCAUUUGGUGGUCCUGGCUCUGGUGGUCAAGGGGGUCCUGGCUUUCCUAAUGAAUUUCCUUCUCCACCGUACCCUGGACAAGGGUCACCUGGCUUCCCUAUCUACUCCAACCCAGGUGGAUCUGACAACAGCAACUUUGUGUAUGGUUUAUUCAAGAGAAUUACCAAACCAUUGAGCUUCUUUGGCAUGCAACCACUUAGCAUCCCUGGCAUGUCUUUUUGGGACCGGUUUUUCAAACAAAACCAACAGGUUGAUCCUGGCUUUGGUGGUGUUUUCAACCCGGGCCCAGCUCCUCAAGGAUACCCAGUAUAUCAACCCCAAGGGUUUCCUCAAGCAUAUCCAGAAUUUCUACCCCAAGUGUUUCCUCAAGAAUAUCCAGGAUUUCCACUCCAAAUGCCUGCUCCAGGAUCUCCACCCCAAGGACCUCCUCCAGGAUCUCCACUCGAAUGGCCUGCUCCAGGAUCUCCACCCCAAGGGCCUCCUCCAGGAUCUCCACUCGAAUGGCCUGCUCCAGGAUCUCCACCCCAAGGGCCUCCUCCAGAGUCUCCAUCCCAAGGGCCUGCUCCAGUAUCUUCAGGAUCUCCAGCCCAAGGGCCUACUGAAUCACCUCAAGCAACCCAGCAGGCAGAAUAAACCUGACCAUCUCUCCUGGGAAAAUGCUCAGAUUUACAGACUGGAUCUGCUGGGAAGAAACCUCAGUGCCUGUUGCUACGCUCUCCACUCACAAACUGCACAACCUUCUUACCAAUCAAGUUCCAAAUGUGAAAUGCAACUUCCUUCUGAUGGGGGCUUCUGGUGACAGCAGUUUUUGUUGUGGUUGUUGUUGAUUUCUGGUGCCCUUCUUACAACCAAGGGCAGGGGAACAAUCCUGCUUGCUGCUUGCUUUGCAAAAUAAAAAAU